CGCGCGCCUCCAGCCGGACCGCUUCGGGGGCUGCACCGGAGGUUGGGGACCGCAGUAGCGGCCUCACCGCCCGCCCUCGGGGCUUCGAGGGGCGCUGUUGAGAGACGGGGUGUCCGGGCGCUGGGGCCUCCGCUGGCCUUGACCUGACUUCCCUGAGAGGAGGAGAUGGAGUAAAGCGGCAAAGCGUGCUUCACAGGAGCGGGGGGUUUCAGUCCUGCCUCGCCCACGUUACUCCGCAAGCCUUGGCCUCAGUUUCCCCACCUGCAAGCCGGGAAUCGUAACCGUGAUCUUACGUGUGGCGCUCAUAGGCGCCCGAAAAGGAAAGGGAAUGGAAAGGCCCAUUCUACUUCAUCCAAGGCGCAGACCCACAGUUCGGGCUCAUGAAGGCCUGGUCCACCGGGAACUGUGACAGCGGCGGUGACGAGUGGGGGCAGGAGAUCCGUCUAACUGAGCAAGCUGUUCAGGCCGUCAACAAGUUGAAGCCCAGACCCAGAUUCUUUGUUCUCUGCGGGGACCUCAUCCACGCCAUGCCAGGGACGCCCUGGCGGAAGGAGCAGACCGCGGACUUGCAGCGGGUGCUGGCCCGCGUGGACAGCGACAUCCCGCUGGUGCUCGUCAGUGGCAACCACGACUUGGGCAACGCACCCACGCCCGAGACCGUGGCAGAGUUCCAGCGGACCUGGGGGGACGACUACUUCAGCUUCUGGGUCGGGGGUGUCCUGUGCCUCGUGCUCAACUCCCAGUUCUGGUACGAUGCCUCCCGGUGCCCCGCCUUGAAGCAGGCGCAGGACCAGUGGCUGGACCGGCAGCUGAGCGUCGCGGGCCAGCGCGAGUGCCAGCAUGCCAUCGUCUUCCAGCACAUCCCGCUCUUCCUCCAGAGCAUUGACGAGGACGACGACUACUUCAACCUCACCAAGUCUGUGCGCAGGGAGGUGGCUGACAAGCUCGUCCGAGCAGGUGUCACAGCUGUGUUCUCAGGCCACUACCACAGGAAUGCCGGGGGCACCUACCAGAACCUGGACAUGGUGGUGUCAUCUGCCAUCGGAUGCCAGCUGGGCCAGGACACCCACGGGCUCCGAGUCGUCGUGGUCACUGCCGAGAAAAUCGUUCACCGCUACUACAGCUUGGAUGAGCUGAGUGAGAAGGGGAUAGAAGACGACCUCAUGGGCCUGAUGAAGGAAAAGUGAUGGUGGCUGGCGAUCUCGUGUUUCACUUCCCCUGGUUUUUUACUUUACCAGAAGCAGCAGGUACGCACCGUCCUUUGUUGAAACAUAAAAGUACUCCAAGCCGAUGUGUGGAUUUUUGUCCUUUUGCAUAAAUCAGAGAGCUGGGUCCUCUCCUCCUAUCCUAAAUUGUAUUCAAAGUAGAGCUUCCCUCCCUUUAAAAAAGAGAGGAGUUGGGGGAACUGGAAAAUAAAAGAAUAAAUGAUUCUAGCGUCUCUCUGCUUGGAUGCUUGAAUAAAUUCUCCGAGUGCUGUGUCCCUCAGCUCUGCUUGUGAAUUAGUGCUUGUGAAUUAGCAUGUGAUAAAUGUCUACCUGUUGACCUCCAUCCCACCUUGAUAGCCAAGUGUGGUCUUUGAAAAUUCUGUGAUCAGACCGCAUCCGAUCGUACUAAAUUGUGGUCACGACUCCCAAAGUGCUAGGCAAAACACGGGUCAUCUCCUUUCCUUCCUAACAAAGCACAUGACUGUAACCCAUUAGGGCUACGCAGGCUUGCUUUUACAAGGAGCUGGGUAGACCACAUCUGCUACUAAAUUUUGAGACUCCCGGCAUUGUUGACAACGUGGUCGGUACAAGUCAAAGUUGAACGUGCCUUCUGGGUGACAAGAAAAUCCUGCUUGGCACAUGAACGGGCCAUCUGUAGAAACCUCAUCACAGAGACUGGAACUGAAGCCCCACACCCUGGCUUCGUUCACAUUCACGUCUGACAGCGUGGCGACCCUGCGGAUUGGCAUCCUUGUGGAAUGGGAGUGGCCCUCCGCUUAUGAGACUCUUCGCUGUGUCCGUUUGGACAGAACAAGUGGGAGUUGCUGCGGAGUUCUCCAAGGGAGCAAAGCAGAGACUCUGGUGGGGCAGGAAUGGAGCUUUUGGCCACAUCAUCUAAAUCAGCCCUGGCUUUGAGGAAAUGCACCGUAUCCCUUGACGAAGGAGCACGGGCGGUUUGAAAUCAGUGUCAUUUUUACGUGAUCUCCUUUGCUGCUGCUUUGCCACCGCCACUGACCAUGGCGCGAUCUCGUCCGUCGCCCUGGCGGACGGGGAGCCUGGGCUGUCUGUCCAGCCCCAGGCUGUCUGUCUGUCCUGCGGGGAAUAUUUCACAACGCCGUGCAGUAGUGUGCUGGCAUACGCAUACAGAUGGGCUGCAAAGUCCCUUAAACCACAAGACUUUCGUGUUACAGAGUUUUAGUCAAUGUGGCAAAACCGUGAGACAUUAAAUAGGAAGAUAAUUGGAUAUGUAAAUUCAUAAGGAAAAAAGAUGAGAAGUUAAUUAUACUACAGAUCCGUGAUGCACCAUAGCUCUUCGCUGUGUGACACAAGAAAAUCAGAAUUUUUCAAAAUUAGAAUGCCCUUAUUUUAGGACUUUGCUGCAGUCUUGAUUUGUGUUCCAUUUUUCUUUACAACAGGUGUGGAUUGAGGAGGUCAGGAACAGCAGUUCAGUAAAAGGUGUAACUUUUUGUUUCAUUUUAUUUGGGGGAGGAUAUGGAUUAAAUUAAACGCAAUGGAAAUGAAACGUCUGAGUCUCCUUCCCCAGAAACCUAAUAUGUAAAAAAAUUGAUUCAAGAUACAGCAAAGAUAUGCUAAGAAUAGGGAAUCCUAUGAAAUUCUAAC
Molecule: messenger RNA, 2825 nt
Organism: Lynx canadensis (Canada lynx)
Lineage: Eukaryota; Metazoa; Chordata; Mammalia; Carnivora; Felidae
Gene: CPPED1
Product: calcineurin like phosphoesterase domain containing 1
Exons: 4
Coding region: 381-1187 (268 amino acids)
Molecular function (GO): hydrolase activity
Source: RefSeq, a predicted model, not a curated record